Messenger RNA from Cornus florida, 1317 nucleotides. Its product is annotated as A-agglutinin anchorage subunit-like. The transcript has 4 exons. NCBI's taxonomy places the organism in Eukaryota, Viridiplantae, Streptophyta, Magnoliopsida, Cornales, Cornaceae. The coding region runs from base 1 to 1317 and encodes 438 amino acids. The record is from RefSeq and is a predicted model, not a curated record.
AUGAGCAUAGCAAGCGAAAGAACACCCUCAGAUCAUCCCAACACCACCAAAAACAGCCGGAAAACACCUUGCACCCGCCCCUACGCGCCGCCACAAGGUUCAGCCACUUUUUUCAUCAAGCCACGCGCUGCCACAAGCCCAGGUGUGUCAGUCACACGCUCUGCCACGUCAUCAGACACAUCAUCUACCACGCCAUCUGCCACGUCAGCAAGUGCCGCAUCAACUGCCACGUCAGCACCAUAUCACCAGCAUUCUGCCACGUCAACAAGUCAAUCUAUGCGCAGUUUUUUGAAAGGUCGCAAGCUAUGGUCCUAUGUCACUGGAGAUCGUACAACACUUACUCAAGCCAUAAAAGAGACAUCAUAUGCCUAUGUCACACGUGUUGAAGACUGGGAUAGUAACAAUGAUCACAAGAUCAUCAUAUGGUUACGCAACACAUCCAAUUCUUCCAUUGGUAUAGAAUUUGGGAGUUACGAGACAGCCAAGGAGAUCUGGGACAUGCUUGUCUCUCGCUACUCUGGUUCUGAUGGGGCUCGCCAAUUUCAAUUAAUGCUUCUUCAUCGCUCACCUUUUCCAUCACUUGAUCAAGCUCUUAAUGAACUUGUUCGAGAAGAGACAGGCUUACAGAAUCAUCGUUCUCAAAAUCAUAUCACUAUUUUAGCCAAACCAUCUUCUACUCCUCAUCAAUCUGGCUCCAAUGGACGCAACAAUAACAAUCGCUCUGGCUCUCAGCAAUCCAACAACAAAAAGGACCUUUCCGGUCUUUACUGUACUUUUUGUCGGAUUCCAGGGCAUAGCAUUGACUUUUGUUGUAUUCGUGUUCGACUCUCCACUACAACUGUGGCUAACACAGAAUAUCUGUCACCACCAUUUUCAACACCAGUCAACAUUUCUUCUGGCGAAUCUACAUCUGCCUCAUUUGUUUUCUCUACAACUGACCUUGAGGCAGUUCUCAACCAGGUUUUAUCUCGCUAUCAAGGUGCAUCUUCCACUGCUCUUUCUACUAUACCAAGUAAAUAUAGUUCUUGGUAUUUUGACUCUGCUUGCUGCAAUCACAUGACACCUGAUUCUACCUUCCUCACAUCCCAGACUUCUCCUUCUUGCUCUCCUGUUAUACACACAGCCGAUGGUUCCACUAUGACUAUUAGUCACAUAGGAACUAUUUCUCAAUCUCAGUUAUCUGUGCUUCAUGUUUAUCUUGUUCCAAAUCUUUCCCUUAAUCUUUUAUCUAUUGGACAACUAACUGAGUUGGGAUUAACCAUAACUUUUUCUUCUAAUGGUUGUGUUGUAGGGACAGAUCAUUGGGACAGGCUCUAA